Molecule: messenger RNA, 870 nt
Organism: Alligator sinensis (Chinese alligator)
Lineage: Eukaryota; Metazoa; Chordata; Crocodylia; Alligatoridae
Exons: 7
Coding region: 1-699 (232 amino acids)
Source: RefSeq, a predicted model, not a curated record
AUGAAAAGCCUGCCUCCUCCUUCAUUGACCUGGACAGGACCUGCAACUCGGCUGGAAGUGUACGUUUCACCCCACGUCUCCCUGUCUGCUCCUGCCACUGAGGCUGCUCUGAACUCAACCUUGGUGAUCUGUUUGGUGAGCGACUUCUACCCAGAGGCUCUUCAUGUUACGCUGAACACCACGUGUGGGGGACGCACGAUGCUGGAUCACAACACAUCAUCCAUAACGGUGGCCCCCAGCGGGACUUUCGCCGGGACCUACAGAGCACUGGUGGAUACCGUGGGCUGUCCCAACGGGACGGAGGUUUCCUGCUCGGUUAGGCAGUUUGCAGCAGAGACACGCAGCACGAUCUGGGUCCCCGGGAUGAGAAAUGAAGCUCCAACACAGCAGCUGCCUGCCUAUUUUCUGCUGAUACCCAUCACUGCAGCUGUUCUGGUUCUUGGACUUAUUUUCUUCUUAGUCCUCUUCAAGAUGUAUAAGGUGUGGUGUGGAAACAAGAGGGAGACGGGAUCGGCAGCAGCCCCAGGCCACAGAAGAUGCACACAAGAGCAAGCCGCCGGGUCCGAGCUCAGCCAGGAGCCGGGGGUCUAUCCUGACAUUGCCUACGCAGACCUCUACUUCGGUAGCCAAAGGACACAGACAAGACGACCCCCAGCAGCUCACGAACGUGCAGAAUACGGCACCGUUUCCACCCGCUGAGUCCUGCCGGGGAAGGACACCAGCAUGCCGGGGGCACCUGACUGGGAGACCCAGCACACUGCCUGGGCUCCCCUGCUUCUCGCAAACCUGCAGCCCCCCCAUUUCUGACCCCGGGGUCUCCAGGUCGCACUGUUGGGAGGCAGGUUUCUCACUGGGGCCUUGCCUCAAUUA